Messenger RNA from Diospyros lotus (date-plum), 4012 nucleotides. RefSeq lists its product as uncharacterized. Lineage: Eukaryota; Viridiplantae; Streptophyta; Magnoliopsida; Ericales; Ebenaceae. The transcript is spliced from 7 exons. The record is from RefSeq and is a predicted model, not a curated record. Bases 619 to 3897 code for a protein of 1092 amino acids. Gene Ontology annotation, molecular function: helicase activity.
UUUCACAUUUUCACAUUCUUGGCAUUAAUUACGAUCGUCUUCGCUUCCCUCUCCAAGAAUCAAUCAAUGAUAUGCCGGCGUUUUGGGGAUUCUCUGUCUUCUUCAACUGUCAUCCUGUACAUUCUCUCUCUCUCUUGGGAAAUCCUUUUCCUUGCAGGCUAAGAGAAGCUGGCGCGUUACUUGUAUUGACUUGGAGUAAACCAUUUCAAAUUUCCUUUUCCUUUCCUUUUCAUUUCCAAUGUUCCAACGCUAUCUUGGUUCCAGAAUCGUACGGAUUUCACUUUUAUGAUGCCCCUUAUGCGAUACAAUAUGGCAGCUCUUUCAAUCUUCAUUGCCAAGGCCACUGAUUCGCUUCUUCCUUCAUCCUUACGUUCUUGCCUCCGGUUUUCUUCUUCUCUUUAUUCUCUCUCUCUCGACAAAAAUACUGACAAAACUUUUGUGGGUUUUUGAGGUUUGUUGCGUCUGAGAUUGGACUAACGUGGGUUUCUCAUUGGAUUCGAUAGUUUCGGAAAGAGAAAGAGUAGAAAAUCAAAAUAUGAUGGCAAAUAGCAGACUAACAGUAGUAAUGUGAAGAAGUAUGAACUGAAGGGGAAAAAGUUGAUAGAAAAUCAAAAUAGGAUGGCAAGCAGUAGCAGAAAUGUGAAGGAGGAUGAACUGAAGGGGAAAAAGCUGAUAGAUUUGGUGUUUUCUUGGUCACUUGCUGAUGUUUUCAACAAAAAUCUCUACAAGGCCAAGGUUGAGCAAAUUCCGAUGACAUUUUCAUCGACUGGUCAGUAUUUGAGGUCGUUCAUCUAUCCACUUAUCGAGGAAACCCGAGCAGAUUUGCACUCUAACAUCCAAACAGUGGCCCGAGCACCUACCCGCGAAAUAAUUUCAGUGGGAAAAGCAAAGGAUUACCCCAAGGAAUUGUCCUACAGAAUUUUGAUGAAGGAACUAAGGGAAAUUGCAAAUGUUGAAGGAAUGUAUGAGCCUGAGGUUGGAGACCUCAUUGCCCUGACAGACGUGAAACCAAAAUGCAUUAAUGAUCUGAACAGGCCUCAAAUGCCUUAUCUUCUCGGUUUGGUUACGACGAUGAACGAUGACCACCCUGAAAUGACGAUAUUGUCAUCGAAGCCUAUCGCGUUUGUUGCAGAUGAGCAAGAGGAUAAGACGGCGAAGGAGAAAAGUCUUUUCGUCGUUUAUCUGACAAACAUGACAACAAAUAAUCGUAUGUGGCAGGCAUUGAACUCGGGGCUGGCUGGAGGGAACAUGAACAUCAUCAAAAGGGUCAUGCAAUUUGAUUCUACAGUCGGAAGCAAUUGUAGCGAUUGCAUCUCUCAAGAGAACAAGAGUGGAGCUGUAACCAAUGCAUAUAAUGCCGUAGGAUCUUCUAUGCUGAAUCCUUCUCAAACGGCUGCAGUUUUAGAGGGUGUGGCUGCAAGUGAAUGUCGUCAUCAGAAUACAGUUAAACUAAUAUGGGGACCUCCAGGGACUGGGAAGACAAAGACAGUCAGCUCACUAUUGUUUGCACUGUGGAAGAAGGGAUGCAGAACCUUGACUUGUGCUCCGACAAACAUUGCAGUGUUGGGGGUUGCAAAACGGCUUGUUGGUUUGGUUGAGGAUGCUCUUGAGUAUGAUUCUUAUGGAUUGGGAGAUAUCGUUUUAUUUGGUAACGGGGAGCGAAUGAAGAUUGAUAAUCAUGAAGACCUGUUUGAUGUGUAUCUUGAUUACCGUAUUGUUGGUCUCUCCCAUUGUUUUGCUCCAUCAACUGGCUGGAAAAGUACUCUAGGGUCUAUGAUAAGCCUGCUUAAAGACCCUGAGCAUCAAUACCGUUUGUAUUUGGAAAAAUCUAAUAAUGAUGAUGAGAAUGAGGAAGAGGAUAAAGAGGGAGAAGGGGAGGUAAAGAGAAAUCAAGAGGAAGGGGACGAUAUCAAUGAUAAAGACUUCAAAGAGACACGUAGAAAGAAAAUCAUGAGGUCAAUUGUUGAAACCUUGCAGGAAAACAGGAAGGAACAGAAGAAGAAGAAGAAGAAAAAACAGCACCUGAAGGAGCCUUCUCAUAACCAAGUGAAAAGUGAUAAAGGAGCGAAUAAAGCUAUGUCCACGCAGGGUAGGGAAAACAAUGAAGAAAACAAUAAGUCUGGCGAUCUUUUGACAUUUGAAGAGUUCGUGUUACAGAGAUUUAAAUUUAUUAACAAUCGGCUGCAAUUUCUUAUUCCAAAUUUGUACACUCAUUUGCCAACGUCAUGCCUUUCCGUGGAACAAGUAAAGAAGAUGAUCAGAGCUCUUGAUCUGCUAAACUCAAUUCGAAUGUUGCUGCAUGCCAGUGGUACAGCAAUUGAUUGUUUAAGAGAAGUUCUCAAUGGAGUUCAAGGUGUAUGGAACAAGAAAAAGGGAUUUUUAGAGUUGACUUUAGCCAAGACAGAGUGCGUUGAAAUACUUGAAAUUCUUAGUCAAGCGUUAUCACUUCCAAGUUUUUCUGACUAUAGUCAAAUUCGAAGCUUUUGCUUACAAAAUGCGUGCUUGAUAUUUUGCACUGCCUCAAGCUGUGCAAAAUUGUACAUGGAAGGACAGACACCACUGGAAAUGCUGAUUAUCGAUGAAGCAGCCCAGCUCAAAGAAUGUGAAUCCACCAUUCCUUUGCAGCUUCCCGGUCUCCACCAUGCUGUACUGAUAGGGGAUGAACGACAACUUCCAGCAAUGGUCCAAAGCAGGAUAUGUGAGAACGCUGAAUUUGGAAGAAGCUUGUUCGAGAGACUGGUAGCAUUGGGUCAGAGAAAACAUCUUCUGGAAGUUCAGUACAGAAUGCAUCCAUCUAUAAGCUUAUUUCCAAAUAGGGAGUUCUACAACAAAAAGAUUUUGGAUGCACCUACAGUUAAGCAGAAAGCAUAUGAGAAGCGCUUCCUUCAAGGGAAGAUGUUCGGCCCCUACUCUUUUAUCAACGUAACAAAUGGCAAAGAGGGGAUUGAUAACAGGCAUAGUACUAAAAACAUCAUCGAAGUAGCUGUCGUUAUGGAGAUUGUUGCAAUGCUCUGUAAAGAAUCUGUAGCCUCAAAACAGAAGUUAAGUGUGGGUUGCAUAUCCCCUUACAAAGCCCAAGCAUUUGCACUUCAAGAAAAACUUGGGAAGACAUAUGACAGAGACAGCAGCAGUGGCUUCUCUGUGAGUGCGAGAUCUGUUGAUGGUUUUCAAGGUGGUGAGGAAGACGUGAUAAUCAUCUCUACUGUCAGAUGUAACGUCCAAGGAUCGGUGGGCUUCCUUUCCAAUUCUCAAAGAACAAACGUGGCUCUUACUCGAGCAAGGCAUUGCCUAUGGAUAGUGGGGAAUGGUGCUACUCUAGUUAACAGCGGCUCUGUUUGGGGGAGACUAGUCCAAGAUGCUAAGGCACGCGAAUGUUUCUACGACGCUAGUGAUGACAAGAACUUGGCUCUAGCUGUUGCGGGUGCCUUACUAGAGCUUAAUCAACUUGAUGCGCUACUCAAACCGGACUCCAUAUUGUUCUGUAAUGCAAGGUGGAAGGUAUGCUUCAGUGAUGAUUUUAUAAAAUCCAUGGCCGGGAUCCAGAACACCGAAUUCCGAAAGCAAGUACUUUCUCUUCUAGAAAAGCUUUCAGGUGGCUGGAGACUGAAUGGGUAUAGCAGAAUUGUCAACAAGAAUGGUGCUGUAUGCCAAAUUUAUAUAGUCGAUGGAUUUCUCAGUAUUGCAUGGAGCGUGGACAUCAUGACGGAAAAUUCUGAAGAUGUCCAGGUUCUGAAAAUCUGGGAUGUUAUUCCAUUUGUUGAGAUACCAAAACUAACCAUGCGCCUUGCCGCCGAAUUUGAGAGCUAUUCUGCUAAAACUAUCAACCAAUGCAAAUACGAAAGACUCGAAGGGUAUGUGCAUGCUUUUGCAUUCUUCAUUCUUCAUUAUUGGUCAUAAUGGGGAUGUUUCUUUGAUCAUAUAUAUGCCACAGGAACUUGGCACUGCCAAUGACAUGGCCGGUCAGCUUGAGCGCCUUCAUAAGCUUCUUGGAAAGCAAAGUAGCUUCACUGAG